Molecule: messenger RNA, 8430 nt
Organism: Megalops cyprinoides (Indo-Pacific tarpon)
Lineage: Eukaryota; Metazoa; Chordata; Actinopteri; Elopiformes; Megalopidae
Gene: dop1b
Product: DOP1 leucine zipper like protein B
Exons: 38
Coding region: 311-7285 (2324 amino acids)
Biological process (GO): Golgi to endosome transport
Cellular component (GO): endosome; trans-Golgi network
Source: RefSeq, a predicted model, not a curated record
AGUGCUCGUCCACCAUACGAAAUCAGCUGAGUUCAGGAUUUCAGUCAUCAACCUCAACCAACAGCGCUGAGGGAUGAAGGAGACUCUUUCUUGUUUUGAAACCUCCGUGUUCGUACGACUGUUCAUCGUUAGGAGAUCUCUUUCAUACAUUAUUUUUAUGGCUUCUGUACAUAUUCACGCACUGGGAACUGGAGACAUCUAGCAACAACAGAAACUGAUUGUCAGGGAAAAGCGAAGAUUCCGCCAAAAUAGACCGUUUUGUCUGACCCAUGGCCGUAUGCUGAGCAUGCUGGGACUGAAGUGAAGCGACAUGGACCCAGAGGAACAGGAGCUGCAGAAUGACUACCGCUACCGGAGCUAUGCGGCCGUCAUCGAGAAGGCACUCCGCAACUUCGAGUCCUCCAGCGAAUGGGCUGACCUCAUCUCCUCUCUAGGCAAGCUGAACAAGGCCCUCCAGAGUAAUCUGAAGUACUCCCUGCUGCCCAAAAGGCUUAUUAUCUGCAAGCGGUUGGCCCAGUGUCUGCACCCAGCCCUUCCCAGCGGAGUCCACCUGAAGGCCCUGGAGACAUAUGAGGUCAUAUUCAAAAUCAUUGGCACCAAAUGGCUGGCCAAAGACCUCUUCAUAUACAGCUCUGGCCUGUUCCCCUUGUUGGGCCAUGCUGCCAUGUCUGUGAAGCCUGUGCUGUUGACAUUGUAUGAGAGGUACUACCUUCCUCUGCAGCGUGCCUUGCUGCCUAGUCUACAGGCCUUUGUCACCGGGCUGCUGCCAGGCCUGGAGGAGGGCCUGGAGGUCUACGACAGGACAGAUGCCUUGCUGGUGAAGCUGUCUCUGCUGGUGGGCCAGCAGGUGUUUUAUGGGGCACUGUGGGGCUCGGUCCUCAUCAGCCCCCUUGUGAGGCUUCCCGCCUCCCUCUUCAUCGUCUCACACUUCGAUAGGACAUGCUGCGGCAAGGAGCAGAGAUAUAUGCUGGGCUCUGACCACCGACUCGUGAUGAAGUCCAUCUGCCUGUCGCUGCAGGACUCCAACGUACUGGUGCAGAGGAACAUGCUUGAGAUCCUCCUUGUCUUCUUCCCUUUCUACUCCUUUCUAGAUCCGGCAGAGGGCAGCAUUCCUAUGACCCCUGAUGACAUGGUCAUCAUUGUGUCUGCAGCAUCCCUGACUCUCUUGAGAAGAGACAUGUCAUUAAACAGAAGACUAUAUGCCUGGCUCCUGGGUAUGGACAUCAAAGGUGGCAUGCUGGCACCCAAUCCCGUCAUGUCCACCACACUGGAGGACCACAUGGCAUUCUACUUUGACACAUACUCCAGAGGGCUGCUUGUGCAGGCCCUAAUUAACAUCCUGAAACAGAAGAAUGAAGAGAUGGACACAGAAAGUAUGAUAGCUUACCUCAGACCGUUCCGCGUCAUCAUCAGCCUGUUGGACAAAGCAGAAAUAGGUCCUCAGAUCACGGAUGAGCUGAUGCUGGAGGUGGUCAGAGCUUUCUAUAGGUACUGUAGGGAGGCAUUAGGAGAGGAUGCUGAGCUGAACUCCAGCUUCACGGGGAACCAGAUGACCAGUAAAAUCAAGGAGAACAGAACUGCAUCUGAGAUUAUUAAAACCGUGAACAUGCUAAUUAGCUCCAUGAGGUCAGACUACCUGUGGGAUUACAUGAUUAAGUGUUUCCAGUACGUUCUCAGCAGCAGGACAUCAGAGGACCCAGCAGCCACCAUGCUGAAGGACAGCAGUGAUCCACUCUCCAUCUCUGAGCUGGCCACACUCAUCAUCUUCCUCCUGGAUGUCAUCCCCCUGGAGUUGGAUUCUGAGAUCCAAACACAGUACCUGCCACAGAUGCUGGGCAGCAUGCUCAAGGCUCUGCGGGAUCACAUGACCGUGCUGAGCCUAUCGGAGCUGACUCAAGGUCUUCGAGCCUGCUUCAAGGUGCUCAGCAAGAUCCAGAUGCCUAUGGUGUACAUGGACAUGGAGGCAGAGCUCCAGACUCAAGGCAACAGAAACCCUGUGCAGAAUCAUACCAUGGUCUCCUUGAUGCAGGCUCGGAAGAGGGAGAGGCAGAUAGGGGAAGGGGCAGCAGUUGAUGAAGCCAAACAGGUUGAUGAAGAUGACAAAGAGGAAGAAGAGGGACCAGAGAUGAUGGAGCUCAAUGAGGAGGCAGAUCAUGGGGUGGGGACUGCAGAUGCAGCGCUCCCACCCCUGCGAUCUGAGGACAGUGGAUUGGGCCUCAGCGCCUCACCCUCUGAGCAGCACCUCCUCCUGGGUGGCAAGGAUGGGGGGUCAGAGGUGUGCCCUGAAAAGGAUGAAGUGUGGAGGAAGGGGGGCAGCGUGGAAGGGAUGACCCACUGCAUGCAGGACAUCCUGGCAGCUUUCAUCACCAGGUAUCUGCUGUAUCCAGUGGAGGAGGAGAAGAGGCAGGCAGACAAGGGGCAGUCGAGCCCCCCAGCAGCCUCCCCAGGAAAGAAGGCCUUGCUGGGCCAGAGGGGAAGCCGUGAGAUGGGGCAGAUAUCAAUACCGCAGUUUAAGGAGAAGCUGACAGAGUUCUUCACACCUGGGAAGCAGAGGCAGCAACAGCAGCUGGCUGAUGGCACCUGUUUUUCCCCAAUAGAGAGGAAGCAGAGCAGGGGGUCAGCAGGGCUGGAUUGGGGGGCAGGAUACAAACCCCGGGAUAGGGUGGAGAUUUCAGAGGCCUGCCGCCAGGCCUUCACUGCAGCAUGCCACCUGUUGUUGGAGUGCACCACUUUCCCUGUGUACCUGUCCGAGGAUGAGAUGGAAGCCCUGUACACCACGUUCCAGAGUACAGGCAAUGAUGAGGACACCCUCCCUCUGUGGUUGAGAUCCUUGAUGGUGUGCUGCCUGUCCAAAGACUACCACAUCCAGCAUGUGGCCAUGUCCUCCCUGCUGGAGCUUAUCAAUCACUCGCAGUCUCUGGCCCUGGUCAUAGAGGAUAAGAACCUCCGUUACAAGAGCUCAGAGAACAACCCCUUCUGUGGGCGGCUGCAAAUGGUCACUGUGCCUCCCAUAUACCCCAGAGUCCUGGCAGCCAUUGAGAAGAGCACCAACUUCUACCAGCAUGUGGCCCAGGUACUGUGGGGACAGCUAGAUACAGAACGGCGGGAACACCAUAUCUCCUGUGUGGAGCUCUUCUAUCGACUACAUUGCCUGGCACCUUCCCCUGCCAUCUGUGAGGACAUUAUUUGCCUAGCAUUACUGCACCGGGACAAGAUGGUCCGCCUGGAAGCCCUUCACAGGUUCUCAGUUCUGUGGCAUCUGACCCGAGAGAUCCAAAACAAUCGGACCAUGACGCUGAACCGUUCCUUUGACAGGUCUCUGUUCGUGGUUCUGGACAGCCUGAACAGCCCGGAUGGAUCCAUCAGUGCAGCUGGACAGAGCUGGCUGGUCCGGGCCUUCUCCCUUAAUGAUGUAGUCCGCAUCCUAGAACCAGUCCUGCUUCUCCUGCUCCACCCCAGGACCCAGCGUUCUUCCAUCCAGCACAUCAAACAGAACCUGACUGUGGGGAAGCUGAAGCUAUUGAGCUGCAAAGAGUUCACAUUUUCCCAUGAUUAUGGAAGGUCCAAUGAUGUCAUGUUAAGUGACAGCCUAUCAGAGGAGAGCCUGCUGAGCCGUGUGACCAUAGUGGACCGCGAGGCUCUGUGGGCAGAGGUGGAGCACAUUCCAGAGACAGUGAGGGUGAUACCACAGGGUGAUGCCCCUGAGAAUGGCAGGAGUAGGAGCAAGGACACAGAUGGGGAGGAGGAUGGUGAGGGGAGGCAGGAAGAGGAAGAGGGAGAGGACAGCGAGCACACGGAGUCGGCUGAUACCAGUGGUGCGCAGCUCUCCACUGAAAACUCCAGCUCAGGCUCCGCCCCUUACCUGCAGCACCCCUACUAUGACAGCAGCAUGGAAAAGGCCAUCCCCAAUGGGCUCCAGCGGAAUGACUCAGACCAGACGCAGGUCUCAGAUUCUCUGUCGAGCGAUGAGGAUGACCUGGAGCUGGAGGCCCUUGCACGUUCGCGCCUCCUGAAGCAGCAACAAGAGAAGCGGGAGGCCAUCGAUUCACUCUUCAGGCACAUGCUGCUAUAUCUGCAGCCCUACGACUCCACACGUGUGCUCUAUGCCUUCUCUGUGCUGGAGACCCUCCUCAAGACCAAUGGCCGCCACUUCGUGGAAGCCAUCUCCACCACUGGCAUGGACACCAGCUCCACUGCCCACCUCAACCUCAUCUACAACCUCCUGCAGCGACACCGCGAGGCUCUGGAGGGCCGCAGCUUCUAUGGCCGCCUGCAGGCACAGUCACCCUCACCCUGCCCAUUCUCCCUGCUGGCGGAGCUGCUCACCUGCCUCUGUCUCCGCUUCCUGCGGUCUUACUACCCCUGCUACCUCAGCCUGGGUCCAUGGGACCUGCCUGGGAACCGUGAGGUCCAGGUGAAGAGCGUGGAGGUGCUGACCCACCUUAUGAGCCAGCUGGUCUGCCUGACUGGGGUCCAGGAUGGCCGGAACGUGGACUUCAUCCGUCACCUGCUCUCUGGGUGUGAGGUGCAGCGGUACAUCUUGCUGUCAUUGUCGGCCUCCAUGUACAUUAGCCAGAGACCAGUGGAGUCCAGAGGAGAUAGGGGUGAGCAGCUCCUGGAGGAGCAGGGUGGGCUCUCUGAGGAGAGCCUAAUCAGCCUGGGGCAGGGCCCAGUGUGGAGUGAACAGCCCCUACAGAUGGAGCUGUUGAAGCUGCUGCAGGUGUUGAUUGUGCUGGAACACCAUGUGUGGCCAGGCAGGGUCUCUGAGGGGCAAGACAUCCCUGCCACUUCCCCGCUGGCCAAAGAGUGGCAGACAGCCAUGCUCUUCCAGCAGUCCAUCCGUGCAUUGCAGUACGUGCAGGCUCAGCCAAUUCCCUCACAGGGCAUGUUUGUUUCGGCUGCCGCCCGCGCCCUGCAGCCUCAGUAUGGCUAUGCCAUGCACCCACCAUGGGUCUCUCUGAUCUGCGCCUCCCUGCCCUACCUGGGCCGCUCACUGGCCGUCACCGUCACCCCUUUCAUUGUCCAGAUCUGCAAGAACCUGGAUGACCUAGUCAAGCAUUAUGAGCAUGAGUCCGCCAAAAUCAGCCAGAGCUGGAGUCCAAAAAGGGAGAACAUUGCACCCGAUUACCCUCUUACUCUAAUGGAAGGCCUGACCACCAUCACUCACUACUGCCUGCUAGACAACAGGAAGUGUCCCAUGGUGCCUGACCUGGCAGAUAUACGUAACGCUCGUAAUGCCAUCCUCGAGGAGCUGCCACGAAUGCUGAACAGCAUGGCCCUGCUGUGGGGUGUGGUCCGGAGGGAGGAGACACAGAGGAAGAGCCCCAACUCUGCUCUUAGCUGCGGCAGGAACACCUCUACCUCCCUCUACUUCAAGAGCACCAAGAUCCUGAGGCAGAAGGUGUUGGGGUUCCUGAACCCUCUCAUGAUGCAGUUUGGAGUGCAGGUCAUGGCAUCGGUGGCAGCCGUGUGGAACAGCCGAAAGAGCAGGGGAAGCCACAACAAAAACAAGAUCUUUCCAGUGGCCAGUGAGUCCCGUCAGGCCAUUGUGGACCUGGUGAAGUCUCUGAGCACACUCCAUACUGACACCAUCCUGCAGCUGGUCAAAGAGGUGGUGAAGAAGCCCCACCAGAUCAAAGGAGACCAGAAGUCUACCUUGGUUGACAUUCCAAUGCUUCAGUUCAGCUUUGCCUUCAUGCAGGGUUUGUCUGCACAGACCCUCCAGGAGAAUGUCACUCCUCUUCUCAACCUCCUGAAAGAGUCAGUGCAGUUAAAUCUGGCUGCACCGGGUCAUUUCCUGCUCCUGGGAAUCCUUAAUGACUUUGUGAACAGGCUUCCCAAUCUAGAUAACAAGAAAGACACAAGAGACAUACAGGAGGUGACCCAGCGGAUCCUGGAGGCAGUUGGAAGUGUGGCAGGUUCCUCCCUGGAGCAGACUAGCUGGCUUAGUCGCAACCUGGAGGUUAAAGCCCAGCCACAGGUGUGUCUCGAGGAGGAGGAUCCAGAGGACAUGGACCUCUAUGACUCUGAUGUCCAGGCCAACACCAUGGUCUCCUCAUCUGCACCAUCUGUCUACAGUGUCCAGGCUCUCACUUUGCUGGCUGAGGUACUGGCUCCUCUCCUGGAUAUGGUGUACCGCAGUGAUGAGAAGGAGAAAGCAGUGCCACUCAUCUCACGCCUCAUGUACUAUGUCUUUCCUUACCUGAAAAAUCACAGCACCUACAAUAUGCCGAGCUUCUGUGCUGGUGCCCAGCUGCUUAGCAGUCUGAGUGGAUAUGCCUACACCAAGCGGGCCUGGAAGAAGGAAGCCUUUGAUCUGUACAUGGACCCCCUCUUCUUCCACAUGGACACCUCCUGUGCCCCCCACUGGCAGUCCAUCAUUGACCAUCUAUUGACCCAUGAAAAGACCAUGUUCAAAGACCUGAUGAGCAUGCAGAGCAGCUCCCUUAAGCUCUUUCCCAACUAUGAGCAGAAGGCCAUGCUGUUGAAGCGCCAGGCCUUUGCCAUGUUCAGUGGGGAGCGGGACCAGUACCACCUCUACCUGCCGCUCAUUCAAGAGCGUCUAACGGAGAACCUACGUGUAGGCCAGACUGCCUCUGUGGCGGCCCAGAUGUUCCUCACCUUCCGGGUGCUCCUGCUUCGUAUUUCACCCCAGCACCUCACCUCUUUGUGGCCCAUCAUGGUCACCGAACUGAUCCGUGUGUUUGUUAAACUGGAAAAGGCCUUGUUGGAGGAUAGAGACAUCUCAAAGAACCUCAGCAAGGGGGCUGGGGCACUGGGGGCCCAGGAGAGGAAUGGCCCAGUCUUCUUCUCCCAGAACGAACUGGACAUGUACCUUUCAGCCUGCAAGUUCCUGGACACUGCACUGUCCUUCCCCCCAGACAGGAUGCCACUGUUCCAGAUGUACCGCUGGGCGUUCGUCCCUGAGGUGGAUGUGGACAGUUAUAGUGGGUUGGGGAACAGCAUCAUGGAAGGAGAGCAGGACUGCAAACCCCACAUCAUCAGGGUAAUGGAGGGACUGCACUCCAAAUUUGGGGACCUGAAUGGUACAGGUGAAGGGGUCCACUCAGAGCAUCUGGAGUUCCCCCUGCUCACAUUGCCUUCCAUCUCCAGCAUCACCCAGCUGGUGCCCUUCUUCAGGGUCCUGGGCUGCUCCUUCAAGGGUUCUGGCAGCAACCCUCAGCCUCAGCUGGUUGCAGAGUACCCAGCUCCAAACAGUGACAUUGUCCUGAGAAAGCUAGAGCAGAUCAUCGGGGGGGAAUUCCUGGAGAGCAUGGAUGCAUAGAAUCUGGAACAAUGGAGCUUGGAACCCUGGGACAAUGCAGAAUGGACCUGAGUGUUCUGUAUGUGUGUGAAUACUAGCUAUUUCCCUAUAGAACUUCUGGUGAAGUGUCUUAUUUAUCAAUAGAGUCAUAAGCAAUUCUGUCCUACCUGGUCUUGUACAAUCAAACCAGGCCUUCUCUCAGAGACAACCAAUGUCCGUUGACUAUCUCAGUUUUUCAGUCAUACCCUAAAGCAUAUGAUGAAGAUCGGAUAAGGAAAGUGUGCAGAAAAUCACUUUCACUGAAGGAGGUUAACAGAAUGCCUGAUUAUCAACAUACCAUGUGCUCUACUGAUUGUAACCAUGCAGGCAGUCUAGGGGAGAAACAGCUGCAUACUGUUGCAUGUGAGACUAUCAGUUCUGCUCACCUCUUGCAGUAGACAUUGGCCUUCCUGCUGUGUCACCAGGGGUGUGUAUGACAGUGGAAACAAAGCUGGGAAACUCCUGUGCCUCAGGACCAUGCACACCUCUGUAGGUUUUAAGGCCAUCUGAAAAAAGCAGGACUGACACUCAGAAUAAUAAAUGUAGUUAGGGCAUCAGAGUUAGGAAUAGAAUAAAAUCAGUCAUCCAACAAACAGAGCUGACUGUUUUCAGUUAUGCUAUUUCUGGUCAAAGCAAGAUUCUGAAACAAUGUUCCUUAUUAACUCCAUAACUUAACCAGCUGCAAAGGUAGAGGAAGUUAGGACUACAGCAAUAAGGAUAUAUCUGUGUUUCCCCAACCAAGGCCAAAAAUCCUCUGACUUUAAAAUCUUACUUAGUGUAUCCAGUUGUUAUCCUUUGUUCUUUGUUCACUGGUAUUAGUGCUAUAAUGUUUUGGUAUAGGGAGGGUAAAUUAUUCUUGAUUAUUCAUGCUGCACUGGUUGGUAUGUACACCACAGUCAUAAAAAAUUGUGAAAAAAAGAAAAAUCCCUAAUUCUUCUUUAAAAAUGGCACCACAAAAUGUGAAUAUGAGACACUGCAAUUACAGUAUUCACUUUUUCCUCCUAUAGUAGAAUUUCUGAGCUUACAUGCCAAUGUGGAACAUACUCAAACUGUGAUAAGCCCUCAUGUUUAACAAAGGGUCUAGACUUCACUCUGAGGAUUUAUGGUUUAAUUUGUGCCACAUAAAG